AAGCGGGCGACGCGCCCGCUGGCAACCUCCAGCCGCGGCGCGCGCAGGCGGCUGAGGCGGGCGAGUUCCCCGUGUUGGAGCGGCGCGCUGGCUUCGGCUGGCGCCGCGCCCCGCGGGGGCCAGCGCCCGCGCGGGCGGGGGCGCCCCCGGCCGUCGCCGCGGCGGUCGCGGACGUGCUCGCCGCGGCGAGCCCCGUGAACGAGGCCUGCGCCGGCGACUGGGCCGCGCGCGUGGCCACGACGGCGCGACCCUGGGGGUCGAUUGAAGACCGCGCGGGGCAGCGACGGCCAGAAGAAGUGGCCUGGCGGGCGCAUGAGCUCAUCGUGCUCGGAGAAGUCGGCCGCGCCGAUGCGGCGGCCGCAGGGCCCGGCAAGGGCCCGGG
Messenger RNA from Prorocentrum cordatum, 382 nucleotides. NCBI's taxonomy places the organism in Eukaryota, Dinophyceae, Prorocentrales, Prorocentraceae. The record is from the annotation of a GenBank genome assembly.